Molecule: messenger RNA, 3179 nt
Organism: Mucor mucedo
Lineage: Eukaryota; Fungi; Mucoromycota; Mucoromycetes; Mucorales; Mucoraceae
Exons: 3
Coding region: 102-2912 (936 amino acids)
Source: RefSeq, a predicted model, not a curated record
UUUUUAUUAUUUAUUUUUUAUAUUUUAAUAUUUUUCUUCUUUUCUAACAGAUAUUAAACACGCCAUUUACUUGAAAUUAGCUAGUACAGCAACCAUUAUAAAUGAAUUCCCAGUCCAACGAGUACUUCGAGGCCGGGAUGGCGAACCUAUCUUUGGGAAAUGGAACACCCAUGGCAACUCAACACACUCCUAACUUUUCGGGGGAAUGGGAUCAACAAGAUGAUGAGCCCCUUUAUCAGCAUCCUUCAGCCAGACCUUCCAAUUUCAUCAAACCAGCAGCCGCACAGUCUAAUAAAAGCAUUAUACCUCAGGAUAUGCAUGUCGUACAAGAUUUAUAUGAUAAUUAUUCGCAAAAAGUAUAUAUUGAGGGUUAUGUCUAUAAAAAGAACGACUUGACUGUAGAUGGAAAAUCCUUUGGUGAUCCCAAUUGGUCCAAAGUAUAUGCUGAACUUUGUGGGCCAGUGUUAACCCUUUGGGAUACAGAAUUCGAACAAGAUGAAAACGUUAUGCCCCAGUAUGUGAAUAUCACUGACUCGAAUGUCCAGCUUUUAGGUCGUUUAAACGAUAGAGAAAACGUGUUGUCACUCAACUCCGCUGGUGCAAAUAGAUAUUUUAUCGAUGUAUCAGAUCCGAAUACACUAGUGAAUUGGGUUUGCGCAUUAAGAUUAUCUUGCUUUGAAUGUUCAAGACUACAAGAAAUUUACACCAAAAUUUUCAUCAGCCGUUCCCUCUAUUCCGAUAUUUUAUCUAAACAGAUGAAUAAAAUGGAGGGUCUUGUUCAGGUUCGGUUUACUGGAACAACUGAAUGGCAAAAGCUUUGGGUUGUCGUAUCUGACAGAAAAGAAGAGAAAAAGUUAUUUGGCAAAAAAUCUGUCAAAUCAAAAGGACAAAUGACAUUCUACGAAUCUAAAAAGGCCAAAUCACCCAUCAUGACCAUGGUGAAUGUUGUCCAAGCCUAUACGAUAUUUCCUGAUUCUCCUCAGUUAAUCGAUCUGGCAACCAUGCUUAAAGUAGAAGGGUUUGAUGGUGAAUCACCUACUAGUGUAUCCAUCCAAGCUAGCACCCCUAAAGAACUAGUUCAAUGGAUUAUUGGUACAUUCGAUGCUUUUAAAUUAUACGGUAGACCUACCAAAUUGAUCGAUGAUUCCAACAAUAUAUCCGCACUCAAUUUUGGUGAACCAAUGAAUGGUUACGGUCUACCUCGCUUGUUUUUAGAAAUACCUGAAGUGAUUCAUUUAAAUUUUAAAGAUGAGACCCUAUUGGAUAACAAGGCUCAAUUUGCCGGUAUAUUACUUUCAAAGUUACAAUCUAUCCAGCAACAACACAUGAGUUAUCGUCAGUCUCAACAACCUAUGGGUCUUAUUAAUCAAAUUCCUUCUGGCCAACCUAUUUACAACAAUCAAUCUCCCGUUCGCCCAAAUUCACAAAGAAUAUCUACUAUACCUGGAUAUCCUAAUCAACAACAAGGUAGAUCUCCCAUAAAUAGUAUACAUAGCCAACAACAAUCCCAACGUAUGAAUCCUGCCUCUGGCCGGGUUAUAUACGCCAGUGAUGAAGAUAGUGAAGAGGACGAGGACGAGGAUGAUGAUGAUGAAAGCGAUCAUGAUUCCGUAUACAAACCACAAAAGCACCCAACGAGAGAAAGCUUAUCAUUGCCCACCAUGUCAACAGAAGAUGACGGAUUUGCUAGCAGUAUAUUAGGCAAUAUUGAGAAAAAGAGUGUUUCAUCAUCUACAAAGCAAGCAACUGAAUCCAUUCAUUCUUCAAAUACAAGUUUGCCUGCCCCAAUUACUUCCCCGGUUUCUGUGCCAAAAGAAAAACCUUCCGUGAGUGAAGACGAAUUUGGAUUAUCCGGCAGUGAAGAUGAGGCGCCUCGUGUACCAACCACACCAGUGGCCAGAAGACCCAAACCUAAAAUGGCAGCAACCCAAGUUAGUAUAAGUGGAUCUGAUGACGAUGAUGAUGAAGAAGAAGAAGACGAUGAUGAUGAUGAAGAAAAUAGCUUUUCAGGGAGUGAUGACGAUAUACCAAUUCAUCAACAAGGAGGCAGACAUCCUUCUCAGGGUCAACAACAGCAACAACAAUAUAAUGGUUACCCAUAUGACGAUUACGGAAAUCCCCAAAUGCACCCUCAAUGGGAGCCGGGCAUGGCACCUGAUAUGUAUCAUGAAGCUUAUUUUGACGAGGACGGCUAUCCUAUCAUUGAUGAAGAUGGACCCAUCAUUCCUUCAUUAGGUGAUAGAUUUGCUACACAAAAUUCCUUGUUGGAUAGUUAUAGGCCAGAUCGCCCUUCUGCUCAUGACCAGGAGGGUUAUGCUAGGGCAACAGGGCAGCCUCUUAUACAGGUACCCAACAAACCACCAGAGCCUCGUGCUGGUUUGGUAGGCAUGAUUUCUCAAAUUGAGAAUGAAAAGAAACAUAAGGAAACAAAUAAGAAUCGCUUUGCCUCAGAUUUAGACAAAAUGGAUCGUGACAGGGAUAGGUUUAUGAUGGACCAGAGAUCAUCCAUGAUGCCAAUGAUGAACCAGUCUAUGAUGGGCCAGCCUAUGAUGGAUCCCCGUAUGAUGAUGAAUAUGCAAAUGAUGGGUGGCCAAAUGCCAAUGAUGAUGGAUCCACGUAUAUCAAUGAUGUAUCCAGGUAUGAUGCAACAGAAUCCCGCCAUGAUGCAACAGAACCCUGCCAUGAUGCAGCAAAAUCCUUCCAUGAUGAAUAUGCAAAUGAUGCCACCUAUGAUGGACCCUCGCAUGUCCAUGAUGAUGAUGCAACAACAAUACGGCCAAUAUCCGAUGUGGAAUCAACAACAAGCCAUGUAUGGUAAUCCUCGUUUUAAUGGUCAUAUUGAUGAAGAUGAUGACGAAGACGAUGAUGUCCCUCUUGGUGCAAAAGAAUCUCCCAUACCCCGUCAUACUUAAUAGCUCUUUUUUCUUCUUAAUAUAGUAUUUCUACUUGAGAUUGAGACGAUGUUAGUUUUUUUUUAAUCAAUCAAAAUUAAUUUUUAGACAAUCUAUUUACCUUUUUUAGACAAAAAGAAAAUAAAAUAUAGACAGAAAAGAAUUAGUGUUGAAGCUUAUAAGAUGGCUAUUCAGACAAUUUUGUUCUGGGGUGCACCUCUGUUUCUAUACCUUUACCAAUAGAUUGCGACAUAUGUUUUCAUACACACCUCUCCUUUACGCCUCCAC